GCUCCUCCUUUCCUCCGGUUGGCCUUUUCCGCCCCGUUUCUCUCUCUCUCUCUCUCUCUCUCUCUCUCUCUCUCUCUCUCUCUCUGUGCAGCCGCGUCUUCGGCGCUAGGUGUUAAUUCUUGUCGGCUGCCGCUUUGCAUUUUGCAGCUCAGGGUUUGUUUGUUUUUUACUGGGGGGUGUGGGGGCUCCAAUUUAUUUUCGGCGCCGCUGCUGCGAGAAUUCCCGCCGUAGAGUCUCUUUUGAUUCUUUUUAAAGGCGGGAAAAUAAAAUGAAAUGUGAACAACUCUCGGGUACCUCAGAAGGUAGCACCGGAAGCUGAUGAGCAUCAGUCAUUCAGUUUCUCUGUGACCUGGUCAAGCUAUCAUGGCUUGUGUGGCUUGCCCCAGCACAAGUGAGUUCCCUUUCUUGGCAGACAGGCAUGCUCGUCUUUUAUUAGCCCAGAUUAACAAGCUGAGAUGCGGGCAACACUUCUGUGAUGUACAGCUCCAGGUUGGUGAAGGAGCAUAUAAAGUUCACCGGCUUGUUUUGGCUGCAAGUAGCUCUUAUUUUGCUGCUUUGUUUGCUGGAGGGAUGAAGGAAUCUUCAAAGGAUGUUGUGCAGAUCCUGGGUGUGGAUGCUAAUAUUUUUCAGAUCCUCCUGGAGUUUAUUUAUACAGUACUUGUUAACAUUAAUGAAAAUAAUGUCCAGGAGUUGAUUGUGGCAGCAGACAGGUUUCAGCUGUCAGAGGUGGUGGACCUUUGUUGUGAAUUUCUAAAGGGACAGAUUGAUCCUAUGAACUGCAUUGGACUCUUCCAGUUUGCUGAGCAAAUUGCCUGUCAUGACCUGCUAGAAUUCACAGAGAACUACAUCCAUGCCUUCCUGGAGGUUCAUAAUGGAGAUGAAUUCUUGGCAUUGACAAAAGACCAUCUGAUUAAGAUAUUGAGAAGUGAAGACCUAAGCAUAGAAGAUGAGUACCAGGUUUUUUGGCUGCCAUGCAAUGGAAUUUUGAAAGACUCAGGGAAAAGAAAGAAACAUGUUGUGGAAAUACUGGAUGCAGUGAGAUUUCCUUUAUUAUCUCCACAAAGACUUUUGAAAUACAUAGAAGGGAUUUCAGAUUUCAGUCUCCGAGUAGCCCUGCAUACUCUGUUGAAAGAAUAUUGUGAAGUUGGUCAGUCUCCCAAAGAAAAUAAGAUGAGCAGUUUUCUCCAGGCAACUAAGACACGUCCACGGAGAAAAGCUAGGAAAUACAUUUAUGCAAUAGGUGGUUAUACUCGGUUGCAGGGAGGACGUUGGAGUGAUAGCAGAGCUCUCAGUUGUGUGGAGCGUUUUGACACUUUCAGUCAGUAUUGGACUACUGUGUCUUCCUUACACCAGGCUCGCAGUGGCCUGGGUGUUACAGUAGUUGGAGGAAUGGUCUACGCUAUUGGAGGUGAAAAAGACUCUAUGAUUUUUGACUGUACUGAACGCUAUGAUCCUAUUACAAAGCAAUGGGCUGCUGUAGCUUCGAUGAACCAUCCUCGCUGUGGCCUUGGAGUAUGCACCUCUUAUGGCACUAUCUAUGCUUUGGGAGGUUGGGUUGGAGCAGAGAUUGGUACCUCUGUUGAACGUUUUGAUCCUGAAGAAAAUACUUGGGAAAUUGUGGGCAGCAUGGCUGUGCCGCGUUAUAAUUUUGGCUGUUGUGAAAUACGAGGUUUAAUUUACAUUGUGGGAGGCAUUGGCAAUGAAGAAAUAGAAUUAUGUUCUGUGGAAGUCUAUGACCCCCUAUCUAAACGCUGGUCUACCCUUCCUGAAAUGGGCACUAGAAGGGCAUAUCUAGGAGUGGCUACUUUGAAUGACUGCAUCUAUGCUGUUGGAGGGUGGAAUGAAACUCAAGGUGCUCUUUCAACUGUUGAGAAAUACUCAUUUGAAGAGGAAAAAUGGACAGAAGUUGCUUCAAUGAAAGUCCCAAGAGCUGGAGUAUGUGUCAUAGCUGUGAAUGGCUUCCUUUAUGCCACAGGAGGCAGGACUGCCAGCUAUGAGGCAGCUGCUCCUGUGACUUCAGAUUCUGUGGAGGUGUAUAAUCCACAUGUGGAUACUUGGACUGAAACUGCUAACAUGAUCACCAGCCGCUGUGAAGGAGGUGUGGCAGUCCUUUGAAGAAUGCCAUGCUUUUAAAAAAACGAUAGCAAAAAUUAAAGUGUGAAUUUAAAUGCUGUAAAGAAAUUGAAGAUUUGGGUCGCUCUUAAGAAAGUGUGUGCAGUUAAAAGAGGAAUUGAUUUUUAAAGCAUAUCCAGAAGUUUACAACAAUUGUUACUGAAACCAUUUAAAUCUUUGUUUCUUUGAGGAACAGUUUGUAGACAAUUCUGACAAUAGAAACUUCUUGAUUUUUAACAUCUGC
Thamnophis elegans (Western terrestrial garter snake) is the source of this 2356-nucleotide messenger RNA. It is a transcript of the gene IPP, whose product is annotated as intracisternal A particle-promoted polypeptide. The record is from RefSeq and is a predicted model, not a curated record. Gene Ontology annotation, molecular function: actin binding. NCBI's taxonomy places the organism in Eukaryota, Metazoa, Chordata, Lepidosauria, Squamata, Natricidae.